AUGUUAAGGUUCCGCAGCUUGCAAAGGGGAACGUCAUGGCUCACCCUAUUAAAGUUAGACGAGUUCACUGGAAACCAAGUUGUCAAACUAAUUGCAAAAUGUGGGCAACAACAAUUUAAAAAUAUUAAAGUUUUAGUCCACACCUUCCAAACCGUACUGGAGAAGGGGACACUGCCGAACAAGACGAUUCUAUGUACUUUUGGAAUAUACACUUCCACGUCGACCGUGGGGCCCGAGGAUGGGGUUUGCGACAUCAUUAUCUUGGACUACUUUUACAGCAAUGACAUGGGCACCUUUCUUGACAGUACAAAACUUGUGUUGCGGUGGUUUCUACGUUUGGCCAGCAAGAACAACGCGUACACCCAAUACGGAAUAGGAAUUGACCACAGUAAUGCCCUUCGAGCCUACAACGACCUCUACGACGCCGUUGGUAUAAGGACAUUUAGUGACUUCUGGAACCAGCACAUCCGGCAUUACGGACUGCUCAACUUCCAAGUACGCGAGGCUCUUGUGACCAAGAGAAGUACAGUCCGAGACUACGACAAACUUUUGAAGAGACUGAGAGAGCUCCAGGAAGUGAACAGAGCCGGGGACGUUGACAAGCUUGGAUAUAUCAUUCUUGGAGUCGGCCUUUUUGCUCCAAGAACAGGCAACGCCUACAACUACCUCAAAGAACUUCUCCAGUAG
Ixodes scapularis (black-legged tick) is the source of this 687-nucleotide messenger RNA. RefSeq lists its product as uncharacterized. The transcript has 4 exons. NCBI's taxonomy places the organism in Eukaryota, Metazoa, Arthropoda, Arachnida, Ixodida, Ixodidae. The coding region runs from base 1 to 687 and encodes 228 amino acids. The record is from RefSeq and is a predicted model, not a curated record.